Messenger RNA from Blumeria graminis f. sp. triticale, 375 nucleotides. The record is from the annotation of a GenBank genome assembly. NCBI's taxonomy places the organism in Eukaryota, Fungi, Ascomycota, Leotiomycetes, Helotiales, Erysiphaceae.
AUGGCAGACUUCCAAGACAUUGCACGCCAGUUUACAACGUUCUACUAUGAUGCUUUCGACAAAAAUAGACAAGAUCUUAAGCCACUUUAUAGAGAUGUCUCCAUGUUCACUUUUGAGGACUCAUCAAUAUUGGGCUCAAACGCUAUAGUCGAAAAACUAACCUCACUUCCAUUCAGGCAAGUCAAACAUGAAGUAGCUACGAUUGAUGCACAGCCAUCUGGAGAAAAUGGACAGAUCAUUAUUUUGAUAACCGGAAAAUUACUGGUCGAUGAGGAGCAAAAACCUUUGAGCUUUAGUCAAGCAUUCCAGCUUUACCGCGAUGGCGCAGGAAGCUACUUUAUUUUCAACGACAUCUUCAGGCUUGUUUAUGGAUAG